GCAUAGCUGGCCAAUGCACAUUGCACUCAUCUUGCGUGCUCGUCAGGUCCGUCCGACAGCGCCCUUCCGGUCACUUGAUUAUUUCCUCAACCGGGGCAAGGUUCUAUCGCUGUAUAGAGCCUACAUUCGUUCGACCCGAGGCUUAGGGGAUAGGCAAGCUCGCAUAGAGGCAGUCCAAUGGGUCAGACAUGAUUUCGAUCGACAUAGAGACGAGUCAGACAUGGAAAAGGCGAAAGCCCUGCUGGCGCUCGGCAAGCGGAACUUGCGCACUUUGAGCAACGCCAGCUCGCUCAUCGGGCAGCUGCCGAACGAUCACAAGUUUAGAGGUCCUCUAUGAAAGACUAUGCAGCACGACAACAAUUCACUGAUCUAACCAGAACGAGUGUGCACCAUCGCCUCGGCUUGCGCGUGUACCGCCUCGGCGUAAAGCAACUUGAUACGCACCAAUUCCUGCCGAAAAAACGCAGGUCAGACUCGCGGCUUUGAGCAGCUCGACAAGAGGGCGUACCUCUUCUACCUCUUCGCGACCCAGCUUGGCCAUCACGAGCUCCUUGACGAGUUCGCAAUGUUCCUCGUUGAUCUGCGCCAG
Mixia osmundae IAM 14324 is the source of this 589-nucleotide messenger RNA. RefSeq lists its product as uncharacterized. The transcript has 2 exons. The record is from RefSeq and is a predicted model, not a curated record. The coding region runs from base 14 to 337 and encodes 107 amino acids. Gene Ontology annotation, cellular component: mitochondrion. Lineage: Eukaryota; Fungi; Basidiomycota; Mixiomycetes; Mixiales; Mixiaceae.